AUGAAAGAUUUACCACACAUUCCACUUCUUUCUAUCUUCACUGUGGCUGCUUUUGGCUUGGCUGAGAGGCUCCCCAAAGCUCCUUUCAUCACUACUCCCCUUGAAACCCUUGAUGCUUUAGUGGAAGAUGUUGCCACCUUCAUGUGUACAGUUGAUUCAUAUCCUCAGGCGGAAAUCAUAUGGACACGUAAUAACAUUCCUAUCAGGUUGUUUGACACACGUUACAACAUUCGAGAAAACGGGCAGCUCUUGACCAUUCUCAGCGUGGAGGAAGGUGAUGAUGGUGUUUACUGUUGCUUGGCUAAAAAUGGUGUUGGAGAUCCAGCAAAAAGCUGUGGAGCUUUACAAGUGAAAAUGAAACCAAAAAUUACCCGCCCACCAACGAAUGUAAAGCUUAUAGAAGGAGUAAAAGCUGUCCUUCCUUGCAAUAGCCUGGGAAAUCCAAAGCCAUCUGUUUCAUGGAUGAAAGGAGAAAAUGCAAUUAAGGAAAAUACACGUAUCUCCAUUUUGGAUUCUGGAAGCUUGAGAAUUCAGAAAGUGCAAAGAGAAGAUGUUGGUCAAUACCGUUGUAUAGCUAAGAACAGCCUUGGAACUGCAAUUUCCAAACCUGCUCUGCUAGAAGUAGAAGUGCUUGCCAGAAUCAUUAAUGCUCCAGAAUCACAGAAUGUAACUUUUGGUUCGGAAGUGUCUCUAAGGUGUACAGCAUCCGGCAUUCCAGUCCCUUCCAUCCGAUGGUUUGAAAAUGGGAAAGCAGUUUCACCAGAAUCUGUUGAAGAAAACGUCAAAGAUGGAGUAAUUUUCUCCAAGUUGCACAUUGUAGCGACCAGACCAGGCCUCUUUACUUGUAUGGCAGAUAACAAGCAUAGUGGGAGUUUUGGCACAGCAAAAGCUGCAGCAACAAUUAGCAUAUCAGAAUGGAGGUUUUAUAAAGGUGAUGUAGGUUAUUGCAGCACCUACAGAGGGGACAUAUGUAACACAGUGCUCACAAAGGACUCCUUGGUUUUCUUCAAUUCAUCUAAUGCUGAACCAGAAGAGAGUCAGGAGAUGCUUGCUCAAAUAGCUUUAGCUGAACUGAAAACUGUAAGCCCAUUUUGUCGACCUGCCGCUGAAGCUCUACUCUGCAACUACUUUUUUCAGGAGUGCAACCGAACUGGAGAAAGUCCAUCUCCAAAACCAUUGUGCAGGGAACACUGCCUUGCAGUAAAGGAUCUUUACUGCUUUAAAGAAUGGCUGUUAAUAGAGGAAAAUUCACAGAAAGGAAUUUAUAGACCUGGAUUAAUGCUAUUAACGCUCCUUGACUGUGAAAAACUUCCCAGCCUGCAAAAGAGCCCAGGGGCUUGCAUCAAAAUUCCGUACUUUGAGUUACAUAAGGAAAAUAUUACCAAAAUAUGUUAUAAAGGCAACGGACGACAUUACCAAGGGACUGUCAACACAACAGCAUCAGAAAUCUCUUGUCAAAAAUGGAGUCAACAGAUACCUCACCUACACAGAAAGAUGCCUACUGUUUUACAAGAGUUGUCCAAUGCAGAAAAUUAUUGUAGAAACCCUGGUGGAGAACAUGAGCGUCCAUGGUGCUAUACUACAGAUCCUAAUGUUAGAUGGGAAUAUUGCAACAUUCCAGCGUGUAGGACAGUUACACCACAUUUACCAACGACAAUAAAAACAGAACAUGAGCUGCCUGUUAUGCCAUCAACAUCAUCAUCGUUCUCACCAACACACUCAAUGACGGUCAUCAUAUCAACAAUCUGCAGUUUUGCUGGCUUAACACUAUUGAUAAUUAUAGCUCUUGUAUGUUGCCGGAGACAGAAGAAAAUGAAAAGCAUAAAUAGGGAAGCUACUGCUCCAACACUUACAGCUCUUCCAUCAGAGCUUGUACUGGACAGAUUACAUCCAAACCCCAUGUAUCAAAGAAUGCCUCUUCUUCUCAACCACAAACUCAUAAGUCUUGAAUAUCCCAGGAAUAAUAUUGACUAUGUCAGGGAUAUUGGAGAAGGAGCUUUUGGGAGGGUCUUUCAAGCCAGGGCACCAGGGUUACUUCCUUAUGAACCUUUCACAAUGGUUGCAGUAAAGAUGCUGAAAGAAGAAGCUUCUGCUGAUAUGCAGGCUGACUUCCAAAGGGAGGCGGCGCUUAUGGCAGAGUUUGAUCACCCCAACAUUGUAAAGCUUCUAGGUGUGUGUGCUGUUGGAAAACCAAUGUGUCUCCUUUUUGAAUAUAUGGCCCAUGGAGACUUAAAUGAAUAUCUGCGACAUAGAUCACCACGAGCUCUAAGCAGCUUAAGCCACAGUAGCCUUGCUACCAAAGUCAGACUCUCAGACCUGAAUCCAUCACCACUGUCUUGCACUGAUCAGCUCCACAUUGCCCGCCAGGUGUCAGCGGGGAUGGCCUAUCUCUCAGAGCGGAAGUUUGUCCAUCGAGACUUAGCCACCAGGAAUUGUUUGGUGGGUGAGAACAUGGUGGUUAAAAUAGCUGAUUUUGGUCUUUCUAGAAACAUAUACUCUGCAGAUUACUACAAAGCAAAUGAAAAUGAUGCCAUCCCAAUCCGUUGGAUGCCUCCAGAGUCAAUAUUUUACAAUCGUUAUACAACAGAGUCUGACGUUUGGGCUUAUGGUGUUGUCUUGUGGGAAAUUUUCUCAUACGGCAUGCAACCUUACUAUGGCAUGGCUCAUGAAGAAGUCAUCUAUUAUGUUAGAGAUGGUAACAUUUUGUCAUGUCCUGAAAACUGUCCACUAGAAUUAUACAACCUUAUGCGUCUGUGCUGGAGCAAGAUGCCUACUGAUCGUCCAAGUUUUGCAUGUAUUCAUCGCAUUCUGGAACGCAUGUAUGACCGAGCUGUCUCUGCUCAAGUUUGAGGGAUAUAUUAUUCAGUGUGACAUAGCAACUUGAUAAGUCCCUUGAAAACAGAUCUAGCUUUUCUUCUGAUCAUGGUUUGUGUUGCAUGGAAGCAUGGAAUGGAGAAAAACACACCCAUGGACAGGCAAAAGGACCUACAGCACCAGCAUUGAAGCGAACAUGGUCCUUAAAGCUUUGCUUAGUGGAGAGAAAAAAUGAGAGCAAAGAAGCGUUUCACUUUGAACGUUGGAACAUUUUUAUUUAAAUGAAUUAAUACAAUUCAGUGAAAACAUGUCAAAUAGGUCCAAAAUAAUAAGAGCAAAAUCUAGUGUACAUUUGUAAUUGUAUUUCACUACUGAAGUUUUAUAGGAACAGAAAUAAGUUGCUUGGCGGGCAAAUACAUCUUCUAAAAUGCAUCAUUCAUUCCUAGUAUUGCAAAAUCAAGGGUCUUGUGAAUCAGAACUUAUAUAACUAGUAGCAUUGUAUGAUUUUUUUUUAAAUACAUGGUUGCUUUUCUUCUGCAAAUGGUGACAGUGUCUAAAUGCAUGUAAAUGCAAGGUACAUAUUAAAGAGCAUCUGUCAGUAAGAUCAAAUUUUUUUAUUAUCUUUUUUUAACAAAAUACAUCAUAGAAAAUUACACACAAAACAAGAAAUAUUUUCCAUCUUAUAUCUACGAACCACUCCCAACCCAUCCUACCCCUGAGAGGGAGAGAGGGGGAAA
This is a messenger RNA of Bufo bufo (common toad), 3551 nucleotides long. RefSeq names its product muscle associated receptor tyrosine kinase (gene MUSK). The record is from RefSeq and is a predicted model, not a curated record. The transcript is spliced from 17 exons. Gene Ontology annotation, biological process: homophilic cell-cell adhesion; multicellular organism development; axon guidance. Gene Ontology annotation, cellular component: axon; plasma membrane; signaling receptor complex. NCBI's taxonomy places the organism in Eukaryota, Metazoa, Chordata, Amphibia, Anura, Bufonidae. Gene Ontology annotation, molecular function: ATP binding; transmembrane receptor protein tyrosine kinase activity; cell-cell adhesion mediator activity. Bases 1 to 2850 code for a protein of 949 amino acids.